AUGCCUGGUGGGUACAAAAGGGAAUGUGGGGACGAUGUGGAUCCCCUGCCUUUCCUGGCACCUCCCGACAAGCAGAGGAUUGAAGCCAUGAACAAACCCUAUGACAUUAAGGGGUCCUGCUGGGUCAAAGACGAGAAGGAGGGCUUCAUGCCUGGGGAGAUCCAGUCUGAACAGGGUGACCAAGUCACUGUGAAGACCAUCACCAACCAGACGCUCACCAUGAAGAAGGAUGAUAUCCAGCAGGUGAAUCUGCCCAAAUUCUACCAGGUCAGUGACAUGGCAGACAUGACCUUCCUGAAUGAGGCCAGUGUCCUGGACAACCUGCACCAGCGCUAUGUCAACAUGAGGAUCUAUACCUACUCAGGCCUGUUCUGCAUGACAGUCAACCCCUACAGGUGGCUGCCCAUCUAUGGGGCUCGCGUGGCCAACAUGUACAAGGGCAAGAAGCGCACGGAGAUGCCACCCCACCUCUUCUCCAUCUCUGACAACGCCUACCACGACAUGCUCAUGGAGCAUGAAAAUCAGUCUAUGCUAAUCACUGGAGAAUCCGGCGCUGGCAAGACUGAGAACAUGAAGAAGGUGAUCCAGUACUUCGCCAACAUUGGAGGGACUGGCAAGCAGUCCUCCGAUAAGAAAGGAUCCCUGAAGGAUCAAAUCAUCCAGGCCAACCCCGUGCUGGAGGCCUUCGGGAACGCCAAGACUACCAGGAACAACAACUCCUCUCGCUUCGGCAAGUUCAUCCGGAUCCAUUUCGGAACUACAGGCAAACUGGCUGGAGCCGACAUCGAGAGCUAUCUCUUAGAGAAAUCUCGUAUCAUCUCACAGCAAGCAGCCGAGAGAAGCUAUCACAUUUUCUACCAGAUUGUCUCAAACAAGAAGCCUGAACUUGUUGAGAGCUUGCUGCUGGUCCCCAAUGCUAAGCAAUACCACUGGGUGAGCCAAGGUGUCACUGUGGUGGACAACAUGGACGACAGGGAGGAGCUGCAGAUCACAGACGACGCCUUCGACGUGCUGGGUUUCAGCGCCGAGGAGAAGAUGGGCGUCUAUAAGCUGACUGGGGGCAUCAUGCACUUUGGGAACAUGAAGUUCAAGCAGAAGCCCAGAGAGGAGCAAGCUGAAGUGGACACCACUGAGGUGGCUGACAAAGUCGCGCAUCUCAUGGGUCUCAAUUCCGGCGAACUCCAGAAGGGCAUCACCAGGCCCCGGGUCCAAGUGGGCAAUGAGUUUGUGCAAAAAGGCCAGAACAUGGAGCAGUGCCAGAACUCCAUCGGGGCCCUGGGCAAGGCUGUCUACGACAAGAUGUUCAAGUGGCUGGUGGUCAGGAUUAACAAGACCUUGGACACCAAGAUGCAGAGGCAGUUCUUCAUCGGGGUGCUGGACAUCGCUGGCUUUCAGAUCUUUGAGUUCAACAGCAUUGAGCAACUGUGCAUCAACUUCACCAACGAGAAGCUGCAGCAGUUCUUCAACCACCAUAUGUUUGUGCUGGAGCAGGAAGAGUACAAGAGGGAGGGCAUCGAGUGGGUCUUCAUCGACUUUGGCCUCCACCUACAGGCCUGCAUUGACCUCCUGGAAAAGCCCAUGGGCAUCUUCUCCAUCCUGGAGGAACAGUGUGUCUUCCCCAAAGCCACGGAUGCCACAUUCAAGGCAGUCCUGUAUGACAACCACUUGGGCAAGUCCAGCAACUUUCUUAAGCCCAAAGGGGGCAAGGGCAAGGGGCCCGAGGCCCACUUCGAGCUCAUCCACUACGCAGGCACUGUGGGCUACAACAUCACAGGCUGGCUGGAGAAGAAUAAAGGUCCCCUGAAUGAAACAGUGGUGGGCUUGUUCCAGAAAUCGUCUAUGGGACUCCUGGCCCUUCUCUUCAAAGAAGAGGAGGCUCCAGCUGGAACCAAGAAACAGAAGAGAGGGUCUUCCUUCUUGACAGUCUCCAACUUCUAUAGGGAGCAGCUGAACAAGCUGAUGGCCACCCUCCACAGCACCGCCCCCCAUUUUGUCCGCUGCAUUGUCCCCAAUGAGUUUAAGCAAUCAGGUGUGGUGGAUGCUCACCUGAUCAUGCACCAACUGGCUUGCAACGGUGUCCUGGAAGGCAUCCGUAUUUGCAGGAAGGGCUUCCCAAACAGGCUGCAGUACCCAGAGUUCAAACAGAGGUACCAAGUGCUGAACCCCAACGUGAUUCCCCAGGGGUUCGUGGAUAACAAGAAAGCCUCGGAGAUGCUUCUUGGGUCCAUCGGCCUGGACAUAAAUGAAUACAAAAUUGGGCAUACCAACGUGUUCUUCCGUGCGGGCAUCCGGGCCAAGCUUGAGGACAUGCGGGACGAGCGUCUGGCCAAGAUCAUGACGAUGCUGCAGUGUCGGCUCCGGGGUUUCCUCAUUAGGGUCAAGUUUAAGAAGAUGCUGGAACGAAGAAUUGGCCUGAAAGUCGUUCAGCAGAACAUGCGCAAGUUCCUGCAGCUGCAUUUCUGGGGCUGGUGGAAGCUCUACAACAAGGUCAAGCCACUCCUGAAUGUGGCUCGGCAAGAGGAGGAGAUGAAAGCCAAGGAGGAGGAGCUCAGAAGUGCCAUGGCCAAGACCCAGGAGCUGCUCAACAAAGUCAAGGAACUGGAGGAGAAGAUGGCCACAUUCAGCCAGGAGAAGAAUGACCUCACCAUCCAACUGCAGGCUAUAUGUGGGGAGCAAGAGAACUUGAUGGAUGCAGAGGAGUGCCUGACCCAAAUGAUGAAGACCAAGAUGGAGCUGGAGAGGCAGAUCGCAGACAUGUGGGAGCGGCUGGAGGAGGAAGAGGGCACAGCAGCCUCGCUGAGCACUGCCAAGCGCAGGCUGGAGGGGGAGCUGAGUGACCUGAAGAGGGACCUAGAGGGCCUGGAAACCACGCUGGCCAAGACAGAGAAGGAGAAGCAGGCCCUGGAUCACAAGGUCCGCGCCCUGAGCGGGGACCUCUCGCUCCGUGAAGACUCUAUUGCCAAACUCCAGAAGGAGAAGAGGGCCCUGGAGGAGCUGCACCAGAAAACCCUGGAUGACCUGCAAGCUGAGGAGGACAAGGUGAACCACCUCACCAAGAACAACAGCAAGCUGAGCACCCAGAUCCAUGAGCUGGAGGAUAACUGGGAGCAGGAAAAGAAAAUCCGGGCAGAGGUGGAAAAGGCUCACCGGAAAGCUGAGAGCGACUUGAAGAUGACCACCAACAACCUCAAUGAGAUGGAGCGCUCCAAGAUGGAUCUCGAGGAAGUGGUGAAAAAGAGAGACAUGGAAAUAAAUUCUAUCAAUUCUAAACAUGAGGAUGAGCAGUCUCUGAACUCCACACUGCAGCGGAAACUAAAGGGACACCAGGCCCGAAUUGAAGAGCUGGAGGAAGAACUGGAAGCUGAGAGGGCAAUGAGAGCCAAGGUGGAGAAACAACGCAGCGACCUGUCCCGGGACCUCAAAGACCUCAGCGACAGGCUGGAGGAAGCUGGUGGAGCCACAUCUGCUCAGAUUGAGCAGAACCGCAAGCAGGAGGCCAAGCUGCUGAAGCUGCGGCGUGAGCUGGAGGAGGCGGCCCUGCAGAGCGAGGCCACAGCCUCCACGCUGCGCAAGAAGCACACAGACUCCAUGGCCGAGCUGACGGAGCACAUGGAGAGCCUACAGAGGAUCAAGUCCAAGCUGGAGAAGGACAAGCAGGUGAUGAAGGCUGAGAUCGACGACCUCAAUGCCAGCGUGGAGACGAUGCAGAAGUCCAAGCUGAAUGCAGAGGCCCACGUCAGAAAGCCGGAAGACAGCUUAUCAGAAGUCAACGCCAAGGUGGCAGAGCUGGAGAGAAACCAGGCAGAAAUCAAUGCCAUUAGGACCCGCCUCCAAGCUGAAAAUAGUGAACUGAGCCGGGAACAUGAAGAAUCCCAGAGUCGGCUCAAUCAAAUCCUACGGAUAAAGACAUCUCUGACAUCGCAAGUGGAUGAUUACAAGAGGCAGCUGGAUGAAGAGUCGAAGUCCCGCAGCACAGCCGUGGUGAGCCUUGCCAACACCAAGCACGACCUGGACCUGCUAAAGGAGCAGCUGGAAGAGGAGCAGGGGGGCAAGUCAGAGCUGCAGCGCUUGGUGUCCAAGCUCAACACUGAAGUGACCAGCUGGAGGACCAAGUACGAGACCGAUGCCAUCCAGAGGACUGAGGAGCUGGAGGAGACCAAUUGUCCAAUUAAUUUCUUUCUAUUUUUUCAGCUCGGAGAGGGAGGACAGAGUGUGCAUGAACUGCAGAAGUUGAAGAAAAAAUUGGAGAUUGAGAAGGAAGAACUCCAGGUGGCCCUGGAAGAAGCUGAGUCUUCCCUAGAGGUUGAAGAGAGCAAGGUGAUCCAAAUUCAGUUGGAACUGGCUGAGGUCAAAGCUGAUAUUGACCGGAGAAUCCAUGAGAAAGAAGAAGAAUUUGAAGCUACGAGGAAGAACCACCAGCGGGCAAUCGAGUCCUUGCAGGCCAGCCUGGAGGCAGAGGCCAAGGGCCAGGCAGAGGCGCUACAGCUCAAGAAGAAGAUGGAAACGGACCUGAAUGAGAUGGAAAUCCAGCUGGACCAUGCCAAUAAGAACAACAGCGAACUUGUGAAGACACUGAAAAGGCUGCAACAGCAAAUCAAGGACCUGCAGGUCCAGAUGGAUGAGGAUGCCCGGCAGCAUGAGGAGCUACGGGAGCAGUACAACCUGCAGGAGCGGCGCCUGAGCCUGCUGCAGACGGAGCUGGAAGAGGUGCGCUCAGCCCUGGAGGGCAGCGAGCGCUCCCGCAAGCUGCUGGAACAGGAGGUGGUGGAGAUCACUGAGAGGCACAAUGAGGUCAACAUCCAGAACCAAAGCCUCCUGGUGGUCAAGCGCAAGCUGGAGUCAGAUGUCCAGCGCAUCUCCAAUGAGCACAAGGAGCUCAUCAGUGAGUUCCGUUCUGCUGAUGAGAGGGCCAAGAAGGCCAUGACAGACGCUGCCCGCAUGGCAGAAGAGCUCCGGCAAGAGCAGGACCACUGCAUGCACCUGGAGAAAAUCAAGAAGAACUAUGAGGUCACUAUCAAAGACCUGCAGGCCAAGAUGGAGGAGGCUGAGCAGCUGGCCCUGAAAGGAGGGAAGCGCAUGAUCAUCAAGCUGGAGGCCAGGAUCAAGGAACUAGAGACAGAGCUGGACGGGGAGCAGAAACAGCACGUGGAGACGGUUAAGACGCUGCGCAAGAAUGAGCGCCGCCUCAAAGAGCUGGUGUUCCAGAUGGAGGAGGACCACAAGACCAACCAGCUCGUGCAGGAGCUGGUGGAGAAGCUGCAGAACAAGCUGAAGGUCUACAAGCGGCAGAUCGAGGAGGCGGAGGAGCAGGCCAACCAGACCUUGGCUCGGUACAGGAAGACAGUGCAUGAGCUGGAUGAUGCUGAGGAGCGGGCCGGCAUGGCAGAGACUGCCCUGAACAAGCUGCGCACCAGACACCGUGUGGCCGGCAAGGGUAUCACCUCCGUGGAGAUCAUCCAGGUGCCUAAGACAGGCUCUUCCAAAACCCUCUCUGAGGAAUGA
Messenger RNA from Propithecus coquereli (Coquerel's sifaka), 5502 nucleotides. RefSeq names its product myosin-7-like. Gene Ontology annotation, cellular component: myosin complex. Gene Ontology annotation, molecular function: cytoskeletal motor activity; actin filament binding; ATP binding. Lineage: Eukaryota; Metazoa; Chordata; Mammalia; Primates; Indriidae. The record is from RefSeq and is a predicted model, not a curated record.